This is a messenger RNA of Hippocampus zosterae (dwarf seahorse), 5360 nucleotides long. Its product is annotated as solute carrier organic anion transporter family member 5A1-like. NCBI's taxonomy places the organism in Eukaryota, Metazoa, Chordata, Actinopteri, Syngnathiformes, Syngnathidae. The transcript has 10 exons. The record is from RefSeq and is a predicted model, not a curated record. Gene Ontology annotation, biological process: sodium-independent organic anion transport; transmembrane transport. Gene Ontology annotation, cellular component: membrane. Bases 256 to 2838 code for a protein of 860 amino acids. Gene Ontology annotation, molecular function: protein binding.
AUCCCAUACUAUUUCCGCCGUGUUUCCUUAUCGAUGCGAUGUAGUUGGUUUACAUCGUCGCCUCCACAAAAAAAAAAAACAAAAAAAAACGAGACACUCUUCUUUUGCUCACUCGCCGGCCCCCACGCGAGGGACUCGGACAUGGCUGCGUGAAGAUUUGUCGUCUCCUCCGGUCGAAGCGUCAACUGAAGACACCAUGGCCCCGUGAGGCGCCCAUUCGCAGCGUUAUCAGCCGGACCGGACGCGCCGGUCGUCAUGGAGGCCGACUUGUCCGAGUUGUCUGCGUCCCUUCGCAAGGAGGACGCCGGUUCCAGCGAGGCGGAGGAUCCAGGUACGACCCAUCAAAGUCUCAAGCCCCAAGAGGAAGCCUCACUGUCUGCUUCGGUCAUGGCAGAGGAGAGCACCGAGUUCAUCCAGCUCGGCCGCGCUGAUUCAUCUCUGCCGAGCGACUUCCUCCCCAAGGCGGGCAAGUCGGCGUUGAACCGGCCUGCAGAGAACUCCUCCUCAUUGUUGUCCGCCACCGGACGGCGAAAUAAAACGCUUGCCCGCCGGACCUCGCCGCCCGGCUUUCUGGUGCGACUGGGCGUGCCCAGUAAGAAGUACCUGGCGUUGAUCCUGCAGGACUCUCGCUGCUUCCUGUUCUGCAUGUGCUACCUGACCUUCAUCCAGUCACUGAUGGUGUCUGGUUACCUAAGCAGCGUGAUCACGACCAUCGAGAAGCGCUACAGUCUUCGCAGCUCCGAGUCGGGCCUGCUCGUCAGCUGCUUCGACAUCGGCAGCCUCCUGGUGGUGGUGUUCAUUAGCUACUUCGGGGGCAGGGGGCAGCGCCCUCGCUGGCUGGCCGUGGGCGGUGUUUUCAUCGCAUUGGGCGCGGCCCUUUUCUCGCUGCCACACUUCAUCUCGCCUGCCUACCAAAUACAGGAGGUCAACUCGUCAUCGGGCAACGAGGGUCUGUGCCUGAGCGCAAAUGCCACCCGCAGGGACCGCGUAGAUAUGGCGUUCUGUCCGCGGGACCAGGAGGGCAACGAGCACAACCUGUACGUAGCGCUCUUCAUCGUGGCGCAGAUCUUGGUGGGCAUGGGAUCCACGCCCAUCUACACGCUGGGGCCCACAUACCUGGAUGAUAACGUCAAGAAGGAGAACGCCUCGCUCUACCUGGCCAUCAUGUACGUGAUGGGCGCUUUGGGUCCGGCAGCGGGCUAUUUGCUGGGUGGCGUCCUCAUUGGUUUCUACGUGGAUCCCAAGACGGUGGUUAACAUCGACCAAAGCGAUCCCCGCUUCAUUGGAAACUGGUGGAGCGGCUUCCUGCUGUGUGCGGUGGCCAUGUUGCUGGUCAUCUUCCCCAUGUUCACCUUCCCCAAGAAGCUGCCGCCGCGACACAAGAAGAAGAAGAGGAGGAAAAAGUUGACCUUGGAUGAGAUGUCUAGCGACGAUGAUGUCCUCAAGGAGAAGAGCAACAACAACAAAGCCGUCACAUCCUCCAUGGGCUUCGGAAAGGACAUCAAAGACCUUCCCAAGGCAGCCAUGAGGAUCCUCAGUAACGUGACCUUCCUAUUCGUCAGCUUGUCCUACACGGCCGAGAGCGCCAUUGUGACUGCCUUCAUCACAUUUAUCCCCAAGUUUAUCGAGUCGCAGUUUGGGAUCCCUGCAUCCAGUGCCAGCAUCUACACAGGCUUGAUCAUCGUGCCGAGCGCGGGCGUGGGCAUCGUGCUGGGCGGAUACAUCAUCAAGAAGCUGAAGCUAGGCGCCCGCGAAUCGGCCAAAUUGGCCAUGAUCUGCAGCGGCGUGUCGCUGCUCUGUUUCUCCACGCUCUUCAUUGUGGGCUGCGAGAGCAUCAACCUGGGUGGCAUCAACAUACCCUACACCACCGGGCCCACGCUGACGAUGACACAGAGGAACCUGACGGGCGGCUGCAACGUCAACUGCGGCUGCAGAAUCCACGAGUACGCGCCUGUCUGCGGCUCAGAUGGCAUCACUUACUUUAACCCCUGCCUGGCAGGGUGCAGCAGUGUCUCCAACGACAGCAGCGGCAUCCGCAACUACUCUGAGUGCGCGUGCGUACAGAGCCGCCAGGUCAUCACACCGUCAUCAGGAGGACCGGGCAGCAACCAGUUGCAGCUGGUCAUCGUCAAGACGUACCUAAACGAGAACGGAUACGCCGUGUCGGGGAAGUGCGAUCGCACCUGCGGGACCCUCAUCCCCUUCCUCAUCUUUCUCUUCAUUGUCACGCUCAUCACCGCCUGCGCGCAGCCCUCUGCCAUCAUUGUCACGCUGAGGUCUGUGGCAGAGCAGGAGCGACCGUUUGCGUUGGGAAUGCAGUUUGUUCUCCUAAGGACGCUUGCGUACAUCCCAACACCCAUCUACUUUGGCGCCGUCAUCGACACCACGUGCAUGCUGUGGCAGCAGGACUGCGGCGUGCACGGCUCGUGCUGGGAGUACGACGUCACCUCCCUGCGUUUCGUCUACUUCGGGCUGGCCGCCAGCCUCAAGUUCCUGGGCUUCCUCUUCAUCUUCCUCACAUGGUACUCCAUCAAGUACAAGGAGGAGCGCGUGGAGCGCUGGCUCAAGCGCCACCUGUCGCCCGCCGACACGGUGGGCAGCCUGGUGUGCCACCCGGGGGGCCGCAAGGGUCACGCCCGCACCCGCUCUUGCCCCGUCAACAUCCCGCGUAGCGAGCACACCGCGCCACCUCCCACCUGCGUGCCGCCGCGCGCCGGUGCCCUCAACCGCGGCGUCAGUACGCAAAGUUGCCCGGGGAACGAGUUGAAAGCCGUAACGCCGCCGCCAGCCCCCGCCGCGCCGGCGCGCUCCUUAGAGCAGGUGGCGGUGCGCGUUUGACCGCCAGCCGAUCAGAUGCCCAGUCAGCAAUUUGCGGAGCUAACACGAAAGUCUUGGCCAGCUGACUUUCUGUACAAUCGUGGUGCUGAAAAAAACAACAGCCACCACCAAUUGCCCCCCCACCCACCACCACCGCCCCAAACUGAACUCAGCCCACCUUCACAAUUGCAACACGAAUCCGCACACAUGGACAUGUUACUCAUCAUGACAUGGUGCCACACAAUACUACAACAUUUUUGGCACCUCGCCACUGUGUUAAGAUACCGAAAGGAUAAAGAAAUGGAUACAGUUUGCCUCACUUGGUACCAAAGUCACCGCAACUUGGUUCCCUCGAUCCAAUUUGUUUGAAAACCACAGUUAAUAGUUAGGAGGGGUAUCAAAGGAGGUGUUCCACUUUUUGGCACCCUACCUCAAUGAGAUUACAUUUCUUUUGCAUUUCAGUGGUCAAUAUUACACAAAGAGAGGUACAAUUGUAGCUUUACCACUUUUUGGAACCGUUUCUGGGUGUUAUGGUACCUCAAAGAAGGAGCUACAGAGUUUGGGGUAUUUUGGUACCCUUCAAAAAUGCUACAAAAUGUAAUUCCCAAGUAGCCAUCCCACUUUUUUGCCACCCUUUCCACGGUGUUAGGCUACGCAAAAGAUGGCGCUAGACAAGCUUUUACCCGCUUUUGCGAAGGGUACCAAAGUAACCAUAUAGCUUUUUAACACCCUACUACAGUGUUAAUGUACCGAAACAGGAAAGCGACAGGUAGAUGCACUUUAUUUCACUCUGGAUUUCAAUUUGUUUGAAUUUCCAUGGUCAAAAGUUGUGUGGGAUAUCAAAAGAGCUGUGCCACUUUUCAUCCACCUUUCUUGGUCUUCGGGUAUCCAAUGGUCGGAGCUUGACAGUUUGCUUUGGGAUUCAAUUUUCUUGCUUUAUGAUCGUUAAAAGUGCAAAAAGAUGCAACUUCCGACAGUGUUAUCAUACAUAAAUCAAGCAUUUUUUUUUUGGGACCCUUCACCAUUUUGACAAUGAACGUUUAUUAACCGUACUGCAUCAUUUUUUGGCACCUCUCACAGUAUUAGCAUAUCCAAAAGAUGAAGCUAGACGCACCUGAGUUCACUACUGCCGUGAAAGGAACAAAAGUAACCAUAUCACUUUUUGGCACCGUAUUGCGGCAUUUCAGGUACCUCUGGGACAAUGCUUGAUAUGGUUUGCUUCACUUUCAAAUUGUAUUUAUUGAAUUUCCAUAACCAAAACAAUUCUGUAAAGGGAGGGUACCAAAGUUGCUGUAUCAAUUUCUCCUACACAAGUUUUGACAAUGGAAAUGAAGUAACUGUACCACUUUUUUAGCACACUCUCACAUUGUUACGGUACUUAAAAGGCGGAGCUUGAUCGUUUGGUUCCCUUCACAACUUAUUGAAAUGAAGUAAGGGUGCCACUUUUUGGCACCGUUUCACAGUGUUUCUUGGCUUCGAUACCCUUCACAUUUUUUUCUCAAAGGAAAUGAAGUAACCAGGCCACUUUUUGGCACCCCGCCACAGCAGAACGAUUCUACAUGGCUAACACAUUUUUAAACGGUGGCAAUGCUCAUCAGCCAAUCACGUAGGAGAUGAUGUUGUCAGCUACUAAGUUUCACCGAGAAUUUGACAAAAGUGUGAUGUUCGGAUUGAGUGUUAGCCACUCGGCGCCACAAACUUUAUCGAGCCAAGCAAUUCCGAAAGCUGCCGAGAUAACAGGAAGUGAUUUUAUUUUAAGUCAGACGGUGCGUGCCAGAUGCCAAUUUACUAUGCUGGCAUAUUUUACCACCUGCAGCAAAUAUAGAAAGAGCGUAUGCGAUUUACUAAGUGCGCGAUAUAGAAGUCACAUAUGCAACUUGCUUGGUUAAUCAAGUGUUGUAACUCGCACACGCGACAUUCAUGCGUUCAUGCCGUCUUUUAAGCCUGUAUCUCACUGGGCAGCACUUGCAAACUUUUGCGGUACAGAUACAAUGUGAAUUUCUUUUUUUAAUCACUUCCUGGUCUUUGAUCAACUUACUUAUGAUCCUCGGGGACACAAAUAUACAUGGCCCGCGCGCGGGUGCAAUGCAUUGUGGGAGAAGCUACAGCUAUUAGACGCUGCUUUUUUUUUUUUUUUUGAGGAACACGACGUGAUUUUCAUCCUGUCACCCAGCCAAUCCAAACGACGCAUUUGAUUGGCUUCCAAAAGCAAAGUGUGCACAUGACCAGCAACCCGUGGCUUUACGAGACCACACCUCCUCUGCUGAUUGCUCGUCAAGUCUUAAGUGACACCUGCUGGUGACUUGUGGACCUACACAUGACAACAUGAAAGAUUUCAUCAUUGAACUCAUUCCCACCAUAAUGACCCUACUUGAGUCAUGUGAUCGUCAUGUGACCACCGGGUUGGAGUUGGAAAAAAAAGAAACAUUUCUGUAUUUUUGUUUGUUUUAUGAGGUCAUCUCACUGGGAUGCCGCUUUGGCGUCUCUCCGUUAAAAAUGUGAACAAAAGAAAAACAAAUAGUAAUAAUAAAAAGUCUUACCAA